Haliotis rufescens (red abalone) is the source of this 5122-nucleotide messenger RNA. RefSeq names its product GRIP and coiled-coil domain-containing protein 1-like. Bases 112 to 2184 code for a protein of 690 amino acids. Lineage: Eukaryota; Metazoa; Mollusca; Gastropoda; Lepetellida; Haliotidae. Gene Ontology annotation, cellular component: Golgi apparatus. The transcript is spliced from 10 exons. The record is from RefSeq and is a predicted model, not a curated record.
AGAUUACAAGAUCAGUCGCAGCUGAAUUCGCCGUCAUUCAUAACCAAAACAAGGCUGCCACGUUGAACUGGCAUGGAGUGCAGGGAAAUGAAGCUUUGAAGCCAAUUUCCAAUGGAACGACCAACCACUUCAGACCUUCAGAACAUUGUAGAAUCACAGAAGGAACAGAUCAAGAAAUAUGAAUCCAAACUACGGGAUGUUGUUAGGGCCUACAAAGGACUUGUUAAGGAGAAAGAGGCUCUUGAGGCCAGCUUGAAGGUUCUGUCUGUCGCCCCCAGAAAGAGUGUUGAUCCCAGUGACUUCACUGAUCCCCUCCAGUCAGGCCAGGUUGCAGCUGAUCAGGCAUCCAGUACCAGUGGAGAGAGCCAGGAUGAGACAACACAGAUCCACACUCUGUCCUCCUCUCUGGCAACCCUGACUCAGGAGAAGUCUCGCCUGGAGGCCAGCUUCCUAGCAGACAAGAAGAAAAUGAGGAUGGAAAUUGAAGAUUUACAAAAGAUUCUUCAUCUCACGACUGAAAAAACCCAAAAGGAGCAAACUGCAUUGCAAAGUCAGCUGUCAGAGCUAAGAAGCAAAAUUCGAGCACAUCAGCUGGAGCGUCAAAAGGAAGAAACCGAUCAUGGUGUCAUGCUUAAAGAACUACAGUUACUAUUGGGGCAGGAGAGGACAGCAAAAGAACAGCUAGAAACACAGCUUGACACAGUGCAGAGUGCCCUAAAGGAGAAAAAUAAUGGCUCACAAGACCUUGAACUGUACGAAAAAAGAAUUAAUUUGUUGUCUGAAGAACUGGCAGCUGUAAGGAAGCAGCUGAAGGAAUCGGACAACAAAUCUAACACUCCAUCGCCAUUGUUGUUGGAACUGCAGAAAGAAAUGGAGGAACUCAAGACAAACUACCAGCAGCAAGUUGCUGAAGAAACAAGGCGGGCGAAUGAGGCAGAAUAUCAACACAACGUGUGUGCACAGCAGUCGGAAGAAAGAAUAUGCAGUCUGGAAGCCAACCUGUCUGAAAUAUCGGACAUCAUCGGCAACUACGACAAGAUGAGGGUUAAAGACCAGGAGGUGAUCACCAAGCUGAAGGAGAGGGUCAGUCAGCUGGACCAUGAGAACACGGUCCUGGCAACAGCUGCAGUCUCCUCCCUCCCUGUAGAAGACAGCCACCUGGAUCCUGAUGCCAUAGCAGAGAGAAUUGUUCAUCUAUUGGAGCAACUUAAAGCUGCCAACAUAACACUGGAGAAUCCUAUAAACAUAUUAGGGCUGCUGUCUGGGGACAGUGAAAAGACAGACAGCCUGCAUCCACAGUGUGCUCAAUACAAAGAAGAAUUAGAACAUGUCAAAGAGGAAUUUGAAAGGUACAAGUUGAGAGCACAGUCUGUUCUCAAAAACAAAAACAAGGAUUCAUCCAACAAAGAUCUGGAGGUGUUAAAAGAUCAAAUAAUCCAACUUCGAGAGAAACUAAAGCUGGGUCACCAGCAGCAUAAAGAGGUCCAAGAAGCCAAAGAUUUGAAAGUCAGCCACCUCAGUAAAACACUGCAGACCGAUCAGGAACAGCACAGGCAAACACUGGGAACAGUUAAGUCACAGCAUGCCAAACAAAUCAAGGAAAUGGAGUAUGAAUUAAAGAAGCAGCGAGAGAGGACCAUUGCAAUGUUAGCAGAGAAAGAUGGAGAACUAUCAGCACUGAAAACCUUUACCAGUCACAAUGUGGACCUGGAGUAUGUAGGUGAGAUGAAUGAGUACUCAGAUGUUGCCAUGGAAGCUGGCAAGCAGAAAGAUACGGAUGGGAAAGAUGCUGUGAAAGAACUCCUUGCACAGUCACAUGGACAUCAAGGAGAAACUUUGCUGCUUCACUUUUCCCAAGAACAGGCACGGAGGGAUGUGGAACUAUCCAGUUUGAGGAAACAGAAGAGACAGUUAGAAGGAGCAUUAAGGGACAGUGAACAUACCAGUAGCCUAAGGCAAGAUAAACUCAAAGAAGAAAAUGAAAAGUUAACAGAAGAAUUAUGGAAACAGCAAAGAAAUGUGACACGAGAAAAUGCCAAUUUAGAAUAUUUAAAAAAUGUAGUCUAUAAUUUUCUCAUAAGUUCAGAUAAAAGUGGCAAGAAGCAAAUGCUGAAAGCCAUUAUGACAAUUCUGCAGUUCAGUCCAAAAGAGAAAGAUAUGGUAAAUUCAAAUGUUAGUUUGUAGGGUGCUGAAAGUUAAGCAGUUGUAUUUACCCGUGAGACAAAUCUACCCCAAGCAAGAACAUUACAAGUUCACACACAGUAUCUCCAAGUUAAAAAUACUUUGUUGUCAAGAUUGUUCUUUUUCCCAUGAAUUUGACACUGAAAUUAGGAAUAUUGUGCAAUAAAAUGUACAAUUGUCAAUAUGGCAGCCAUAUGGAAAGAUUUAUUUUUGGCCAUGUUUGGCCAAUUUCACUCCAAAUGUAAUAAAAUUUGGUAUAAGUAUAGCUGUAUAUUUCAAGUUCUGCUAAUAUAAUUUGACCUUAGAACUGCAACAGAAGAACAACUUUACCAUGGAAGCUGAAACUUCACGUUUGCGUCAAUUUGCAAAAUGGCUGCCACAAGCAGCUAUUUUACCUAAUUAUGGCCACUGCUCAAAAUGUAAUGUAAUGCUCUUAAAUACUAUAAAAAAUGUAUUUUUGAUUUUGUAAACUUUUCUGAUAUUAUCAUGUUUGAGUCUCCCUAUGAUGACAACAUAUUUUGUUCAAAUCAUAAGAACUUUUGUGUGUUUUUUUGUGUGUAAAACAACUGGAGAUAUUGUAUGGCAUUAGAAAAUUUAUUCCCCUAGAAAGUAUAUAAGGCUCCAAGUUUUUAAACUUUGCAUAGAUUUGACUGUUGCCAUUGUCAUGUUUCAAAAAUGAAACAUUUUAGAUUUUGAAUAAUGGAAGCAAAUGUGACGUAACUCAUCAAAAACGCCAAAGAAAUGUUUAAAUUACUAAAGAAAUAUUCUGACUGAUAUAAAAAUUUCAAAUAAAUUUAACAAUAUACAUGUAUUGAUGUCUCCUGUUAAAGGUAUCUACUCUUUCACGUGUCAACACUGUAUAUAUGAUGUUUAUGUAUAUAUGUAUAUAUGUUGCAUCCCUAUGAUCGCGAGUACUACUCCCAGGUUUACCCUGGCUCUAAGGUGUGUGUUUCAAAUUAUAAAACAUGGUGCAAGUUUCAGAUUUUAUAUAAUCAUUGCAGAUUAACUCAAAGCAACUAUUUCAACACCUAUCAUAUGUCAUGAUUAUGUCAAAUGUCAAGGUCAUUCACUCAUAUGAUGAACCUGUGAAGAUUCAGGUUAGAAUCGGUCUUCAGCAACCCAUGCUUGCCGUAAAAGGCGACUAUGCUUGUCUUAAGAGGCGACUAACAGGAUCGGGUGGUCAGACUCGCUGACUUGGUUGAUGUAUGUCAUAGUAUCCCAAUUGCAUAGAUCGAUGCUCAUCAUGUCAAUCACUGGAUUUUCUGGUCCAGACUCGAUUGUUUACAGAUCGCCGUGAUAUAGCUGGAAUAUUGCUGAGUGUACGUUAAACAACAAACAAACAAACUCAUAAAAUGACUUGUAAAUAGACUUAUUCAGGAAGUAUUGUUAGUAUGGUAUGGAGACGUGUUGACCUUUUGUACCAUUAUUUUGUGUGGGAAUUCCUGUUUCAAAGCUGGAAGUGAUGUUAUUAGACUGGAAGUGCUUGCAACUUAGUUAUUAGGGUAGCUAGCGGUGUAGGACUUUCUGUCACUAAUUUGUACUGCAAUGGGCAUGUGUGAGCUCCACUGUCGCCUGGUGUGGUAAAGUCUAAAUGGUUCAUGACACAUGUUUCUGAUGGGGAAGUUUCAGCACAUUCAGAAAAUGGGGGGAAUGGGUCUUCUUCUGUUUUAGCACUUAAUCCAAACACCUUUCUAGUUGUAUACAGUACACAGUCAAAUAUAUCUGUAUUCUACAGUGCAUACUUACAUUUUGUGAUUUGAUAUAUACAGUAUAUGGUUACAUCAUCAACAAUCCUAUGUGUAUCAUGCAUGUACAUGCAAGCUGUUCAAUAUUACAGAAAUGGUGAUAUUCUUCUUAAAGAGCAAAAGCUUGAAAGCAAUUCCAACCACUCAGUUGUGUACAAGUAAGUAAACCUGGCAGCUUGUUAAUCUUAAAAUCAAUACCAUAUUUUCUCUAUUAGAUGUUUGGCCUCCAUUACAUGCCAGCCUCUUAUUGAUGCCGGGUCAUACACUUUGUCCAAAAAAUAAUAGACAAGGCUCUAUUAGAACCUGGUUUCUAUUAUGUGAUAUAUUGGGAUUAUUAAUGACCGUGUCCUGCAAAUGCACUCUUUGUAUGACUAGAACUUGAGGUAAGGUAGUGAGUUGCCACUGUACCAGCAUUAAACAGAUUAGACAGCAGGUCAAUGGCUUGCACAAAAUUAACAUCUUAUAGAGGAAACAUGAGAUUUCUAAGAAGUGUUUCAGUGGCCAGUAUACAUUCUCAGUACAGCAGUUUAUCGACUAACAGUUCCAGUUUCUUCACAACAUUCCCACUGAACAAUGAUGAAUUGCAUUACACCACUGUCACUGGCUAAUUUGCAUAUCACUUAACCUGACAUUUCUCUUGUUUGAAAACAAACGUGCAUAUUCUGAAACCAGAACAGACUGGCCUUUCAGUGCGCUUUACAUAUUGUUGACCCGUGAAGAUCCGGGUUAGAAUAGUUCUUCAGCAACCAUGCUUAUCGUAAGGUUCGACUAACAAGAUCAGGUGGGCUAGCUCACUUAGUUGAUGCAUGUUAUUGUAUUCCAAUUGCGUAGAUUAGUGCUCAUGAUGUCAAUCACUGGAUUGUCUGGUACAGACACGAUUAUUUACAGACCGCCUUCAUAUGGCUGGAAUAUUUGUGAGUGCAUAAAACAACAAACCAACAAGAUUACAUAUUGUUUGUUUAAUUUCAUAGAUGUGCUACUACAACUGCAACAGUAUUUAAAGGGGCAUGACAAUUUACCUUUAUGCAUCAAAGUGUCUGUAUCGCUAGCUCCCUUUAGGGCUUCCAUGAAAGAAUGUGGAAAGUACAACCAAUGUAAAUAAAGGAUAAAUAUGCAAAUGGAAAUAGUUUUUCCCAUUUUAGGAUAUUUUAUCAAUGGAGGCUAACCAUUCUAUGACAUGUUCAUCUGAAUGUGGA